CUCUUGCACUUUUUCUUCUUCCUUCCCACUUCUUCAACCUCCUUCCACUACAGCUCUGUGCUAUUGCGCUCGGCGGCGAAAACGUGAACGCGGUUUCGUCAGUGCGUAAUCUUGCAUUCCGAGUUACGGAGUUGAAUCGCUCGUUGAGUCCAGUCACCGAGUUCGAUCUUUAAGCAUGUUGGACGGCCUGCUCGGUCGAGGAUUCUCCCCGAAAUGCAAAUCCUUGAUCAAAUUGACGAAGAAUCGGAUCGAUGUGAUAAGGCGGAAGAGGAAGGCGACGGAGAAGUUUCUGACGAAGGACAUCGCUGAUCUGCUGGCGAAUGGUUUGGAUGUCAAUGCUUAUGGAAGGGCCGAAGGACUCUUUGUUGAGUUGACUUUAUCGUCUUGUUAUGAUUUUAUUGAACAAUCUUGUGAAUCUGUUUUGAAGCAUCUCUCAGUGCUGCAAAAAGUGAGUGGAUGCCCGGAGGAGCUCAGGGAGGCCAUAUCAUCUCUGAUGUUUGCCGCAGCAAGAUUUUCUGAUCUACCAGAGUUACGGGAACUUAGACAAAUAUUUCAGGAUAGAUAUGAAAGUUCCUUAGAAUGUUACGUCAAUCAAGAGUUUGCUACAAAUUUGAAUUCGAAGUCUGCUACGUUGGAGAAAAAGGUUCAAUUGAUGCAGGAUAUUGCUUCAGAGUUCUCAAUAAAAUGGGAUUCCAAAGCUUUUGAACAGAGGAUGUCAAAAUCCUCUGUUUCUGUACAGGACCGCGGUAAUUUUAAGUCUAACCACAAUAGUGAUCGCAGCAUACCGUUACAAGGUAACGAUGCUACCCUGAAAGGAGUCAAGUUUGAAAGAAGUCAUGACCAUCCUCAUGACAGGCACAAAUUUCAGAAUGGAAAGGAAGCUCUCUCAAAAGGAGAUGAAGAUUAUCUUCGUUCUAAAUCCAAACUCCCGAAUUCUGAAAAUGGAUUCAAGCCACUAAGCAGUUAUGAUGAAGUCAAUUUGAAAAGGGAUAACCAUGGCAGUCCAUUACCUGGAAGAGAAGAGCUUACUUCUAAGACCCGGGAUACAGGAGGGUAUUGGAAGGAGUGUAGUAUGCUAAAACCAAUUGGAUGUUCUUCCAAGGAUACAAAAGAGAAACAAGUUGAAGGUGGUUCCAAUCUGCAUGAUGGUUGGGGGAAUGCUAGGCAAGUAAAAGAAAGGCAGGACACUAAGACUGCUAGGAAAUCUCCUGUUCAUGCACGAUUUAUUUCAAAGAAUGGUGGCAUACUUGAUGUUGAUAACUCGGAGAGAAAAUGCCAAAAGGAUGAAACUCCUCAGGUAAAGCCCCCCUUCAAUAAUGCCAUCCCACCUGCUUAUCCAAGAGAGGAACAAUUUGAAGGUGGUUCCAAUCAGCAUGGUUGGGGGAGUGCUAGACGUGUAAAAGAAAAUCAGGACGCUGUCACUGCUAGGAAAUCUCCUGGUCAUGCAGGAUCUCGUUCAAAGAACAAUACAAAUGAGCCAUUUGCUGUUAAUGAUGGUGGCCCACCUGUUGUUGAUAACUCUGAGAGAAAAACUCAAAAUGAUGAAACUCCUAGGGUAAAGCCCUUUGCCAUCCCACCUCCAUAUGUAAAACCUAAUUCAAAAGUGAAGAACCGAACGCAUGGAACCAAUUCAGUUCCAUCUAAUAUUGACAGUAAUGGCAUCCCUGCUUACCCUUUGGUACAUGAAAAGUUUGAUGCUUCUCCUACAAUGCACAGGAUCCAAUCAGGCUUGGAUGAUUCUGAACGGGAUUUGCAGGCGAUUAGACAUGCAGCGAGACCGAGUAAACAUGGUCAUGAAAAAGAACGCAUUGUUCAGGAAGAUGCUACAGAAGUAGUUCUAAAACAAAAAUCUUCGAGACGGAAGCACUCAAAAUCAAGAUCAUCCAUUUACGAUGACGCCAGUAGUGAAGAUGCUGAAGUUGUGAGAAAACAUAGGAGCAGGAGAAGAGAUGAAGAAAAACGUGGCCUGCAAAUUCUGUUUGAUGAUGAGCGGCACAAAAAUGAUGAAGAGGAAAGGAUAAUAGAUAGAUUACUGAUUCAUUACAGCAAAAAGCCAUCCAUCAAUGUGCCUGAAAAAGCUAGAAGAAAGUCUCGAAGUCGCCAUGCCCAUCAAAUAGAUAAGGAUGGAAGCAGGGAGGGACCUGAUGAGACACCAGAGAUGGUUACUCGUCCACCAAGAUCAGUUUCACUUCCCCGUGAUCAAACAGAAGCGGUGGAAGUUAAAAAGGUAUUUGCUCGUGCUGCUUCGUUUCAGCCUGAGAGAUCGAACGAAGCUCGGCAUGUACAUCCCAACUUACCUGACUGUGAUGAUUUAGCUGCUAGGAUUGCAGCCUUGAGAGGAACAUAAAUGAUAGAAUCGUGAUGAGUAAGUACUCCCCUACCAUGAUUGCAGUGAUUAUGAACAUCGUGCAUCAAUCUCACGUACCAUUGGUAAUGUUGAAGACUGCUCCUACUGUGGUGCUUUAAUUUUCAAGUGUUGACCGCGCCAGAGCCAUAUUAUUGAUCAGCCGUGGCUGUUCCUUUGUUGCUGACAAUUUCUGUGUUGUCAUAAUUUUUUCUAAUGAUGGCUAUGCACAAAGUUCGUUCAACUUUAUUAACUUAUUGUGUUUGUAACAGCAGAAAAUGGUAUUCCUAUUUUCUUGAGUGAAGUAAAAGUUGAGAUAUGUGGUUUUGUGUCAAA
This is a messenger RNA of Vigna radiata var. radiata (mung bean), 2680 nucleotides long. RefSeq lists its product as uncharacterized. The transcript has 6 exons. NCBI's taxonomy places the organism in Eukaryota, Viridiplantae, Streptophyta, Magnoliopsida, Fabales, Fabaceae. The record is from RefSeq and is a predicted model, not a curated record. Gene Ontology annotation, biological process: protein transport. Bases 176 to 2347 code for a protein of 723 amino acids.